Molecule: messenger RNA, 3258 nt
Organism: Penicillium samsonianum
Lineage: Eukaryota; Fungi; Ascomycota; Eurotiomycetes; Eurotiales; Aspergillaceae
Exons: 5
Coding region: 1-3258 (1085 amino acids)
Biological process (GO): regulation of DNA-templated transcription
Molecular function (GO): histone acetyltransferase activity
Source: RefSeq, a predicted model, not a curated record
AUGGCGGCGACGGUGCCGCCAGCAAACGAUGAACCGGGCAAACUCGACCCGCCUGUGGACCCGGCCGAUAGUGACCUAGAUGCGGAGGGCGAAGAAGAAACCGACUUGUAUGAAAUGGAUCAACAGCUCCAAGAUGCCGUUCACCGAGCAUACACUGGAGAAGUUGAUGGGGAUGGCCCGGAGGAAGGUGCGGAUGGAAACAACUCAAGCGUCAAUGGGUUGAAGGGAGAAGACGAUGACGACAAUGACGAGGACGAGCCUGUUGGAGCUGUCAAGCUACCUGACGACGACGCAGGUUCUGAAGAAGACUAUAGAGACUAUGCGGAGUCUGAGACAGGCGACGCGGAUGCCGAUCCCGGGUUUGAGGCAAAUGACCGCGACGCUUCAGAACCUGAAUCAAGUGACCACGAGUCAGAAGCCGAAGACUGGGAAGCUGAGAGUAAUGGCCGCGAGGAUGUCGAAACUGAUAUCCGUAGUGGCUCAAACUGCUUGGUUUGCAGUCAAGACGAGGAACACGAUCCAAGUGAAGAUUUUGAGGAAUGGCUCACUUGUGUUGUGUGUGGUGAUCACUCUCAUCGGCAAUGCGCUCGCGAACAAGAAGCAUAUGAUGAAACGGAAGACCCAUGGAGGUGUCCUAGCUGUGUUCAUAACAAUCUAGAGCCCGACACGAUAGCAAAUCCAGCGACAGAAACCGGACUCGGAGCCUCAGCCCUUCCCAAAGAGCUUCUACCUGCGCACGCUGGCACACAUGACGAGGGAUUUCAUUCUAUCUUUGAAACAGGCGUCGACGACGAGAUGCUCAAUAGCUCGCGAUCGCUACGCAAACGAAAGGCCUCGUCAAUCGAGGGCGAAGAGCACACACCUGUGCUUCGCAAGAGACUUCGACAAACAUCUUUCCGCUCCGAUCACCCGAUUUUGAACGAUGCGGCCUUGGAGGGCGGGGAUGCCACUGCUGAUGGUGAUGUCCACUCUCCUGCUCGGACACGUUCUGUACGCGUGCGACGCACUCGUGCAGUGGACCGGGAGCACUGCCGCGUGGUAUCUAGGCAGCUCUCAAAUCCGACCGCAACGCAAGAAGAAGAAAGCACCAAAGCCACCACCUGUGGCCCCAGAACCCCAGGCACAUUUCGUUCCCCUCCCCCCAUAUCCUACAACUCCAUGACUUUGUUCGACCGUGAAACCGACGACGCCAAAUCAAAACCAUAUGGAGGCAUUCUGUCCGAGAUCGAACAAGACACAUCCAGGACACUCCCCACACAAUUCGAUCGCGACCGAUUCGAACAGGCGCGUCUGAAAGCCGAAGAUGAAUGGCAACAGAAAGUGAAGGAAGCAGAACUCAAUGGCGAAGCCACCCCGCAUGCAUCACAAAAGGUUUCUGGUCCUCCUUCAAAGAUCAAAUCUAUCAACUUCGGUGGCUACGAAAUCGAAACUUGGUAUGCAGCGCCUUACCCGGAGGAAUACAGCCGCAAUCGUGUUCUGUACAUUUGCGAGUUCUGUCUCAAGUACAUGAACUCGGACUUCGUCGCCUGGCGCCAUAAACUUAAGUGCCCUGCGAAGCAUCCUCCCGGUGACGAAAUUUAUCGAGAUCGAUCGAUCUCAAUCUUCGAAGUUGAUGGGCGCAAGAACCCGGUGUACUGUCAAAAUCUUUGCCUUCUCGCAAAACUUUUCCUAGGCUCCAAGACUCUUUACUAUGACGUUGAACCGUUCUUAUUCUAUGUCAUGACUGAGUACGAUGAUCUGGGCUGCCAUUUCGUCGGCUACUUCAGCAAAGAAAAACGUCCAAGCUCAGCGAACAAUGUUUCCUGCAUUCUUACUCUACCCAUCCAUCAACGCAAAGGCUACGGAAACCUCCUCAUCGACUUCUCAUACCUCCUUACCCGAAUUGAAGGCAAAAAUGGAUCGCCCGAGAAGCCGCUCUCCGACAUGGGUCUGGUGUCGUACCGGAACUACUGGCGAUUGAUUUUGUCAUACCAACUUCGUGAUUUGAAGACGCCUGUCAGCAUUGCAGAUCUGUCUGAUCGCACCGGAAUGACGGCAGAUGACAUUGUAUCUGCUCUGGAAGGACUUCGAGCUCUCGUGCGGGAUCCAAUCACCAAGACGUACGCCAUCCGUCUCGAUCACAAAUAUUACAACGAGGUCAUCAGUGGCUGGGAAAGCAAGGGCUACAUCCAGCUCAACCCAGAUGCGCUGCUCUGGACACCUUACAUUAUGGGUCGUAGUAACCAGUCGCAUUUCGAUCGUGCUCCCAUACAUACCGUCGCCCCCCGAGAGGACCCGGAUGAAGAUGAAGAUGAGACCGAGGCAAGAGCGACCGACUAUGCGGGCAAUGUCCGAAUGGCGAAUGCGUCGGAUAGAGACACUCUCGCAGACUCCGCUGGACCGCCUUCCACAUUGUCUCUUGCACCUCAUGGCUCCCACCAUUCUACAGCGGGCACCUCUGAACCACCUGCAAUCCCCAACCCUGCAGCUGGAAUCCCACCCUCCCGGUUCGAACUUUGGCCUCCUGUGCCUCCCGCAGCACCCCCCAAACGCAGACCUGGUCGCCCAUCUGGUAGCACCAAACUCAAUAACAUGUCAAUGACACCCACACCUGCCCGUAAUAGCGGUCGCAACACACCUCGACGACCCUCCGGGCUGGCAAUGGUCACCCCUGGAGGCAGCAUUCGUCGUGGGAGAAGCUCUAUCCUCACGGGCUCGCCCGCAGCUGAAGCAACACCUAGCCAGGCCAAUGGUCUUGAAUUGGAGCAGAGCGAAGUUGUUGAGGAAGAAGCUCUCGUUGAUGAGGAUGCCGAGAAAAUGGCCCCUGUACCCGCAGAAGCCGCAGACGCGAGCGACAAAGAACCGGAGCGUGUCAAUGGAGAUGUUGCCCAAAAGGAACCUGCCAAGACCAAUGGCAUUGAUGCUGCCGAGUCCGAGCCAUCCGAGGACAAGGACACGGAAGCACCCAGGACGCCCGAGAAAAAGACCAACUCUAUCUCGAGGUCACCUGGAACAGCAGUGUCCCGUCGAUCCAACGAUAACCCCAAGACACCGCGAUCAGUCAACCGGAAGGCUUUGGUCGAGAAGGUUCACGUUAUGAUUCCCGCUGAGCCAGGAUCUGCUUCCAAGUCACCAGGCAAAGGUGAGGACCAAAAGGCCGUGGCCAAUACCAUUGGCACCGACGCAGAUUCAGACGCAGACGCAGACGCAGACGCAGAUGCGGAUGCAGAGGUUGACGCCGAGUACGAAGUGGAUGGGGAUGUCGUGAUGCAGACAUGA